AUGGCUCCUCAGACUCCUCUCGAGAGCGGCAUAAACACCCCCAACACUCAUAUCCAUCCUACCGCGGCUAGAAACGAUACGCCCAUCGUCGUUGAGAGUGAAAAGACUGUCUACACGGACGAAUACAUCACCUCGACGUAUGAUUACCACACCCAGACCGUCAUCAAUGACAAUGGUGUCUUCAAAGUCACACCAAAAGUCCAGACGUAUCAGUUCCGCACCCAACGCAAGGUUCCUCGCAUGGGGUUGAUGAUGGUCGGACUUGGCGGCAACAACGGCACGACACUUACUGCUACCAUCCUCGCCAACAAGCAUAACAUUCACUGGCACACCAAAGAGGGUCUCCAGACGCCAAACUACAUUGGCUCCAUCCUGCGAGCCUCGACCCUCCGACUUGGUGUCGACCCCUCUACCGGAUCCGACGUCCAUGUUCCUCUCUCCUCCGUCCUCCCUACCGUUCAUCCAAACGAUCUUGUUAUCGGUGGAUGGGAUAUCUCGUCCUUGCCGCUCGACCAGGCCAUGCAACGCGCCCAGGUGCUCCAAUACGACCUGCAACGCCAAAUCGCCCCUCUCAUGGCCUCUAUCCGCCCUCUGCCGAGCAUUUACUACCCAGACUUUAUCGCCGCUAACCAAGAAGAGCGCGCCGAUAAUCUGAUUCCUGGCAAGGAUAAGCAGGCCCAUCUCGAGCAGAUUCGCAAGGACAUUCGCGAGUUUAAGCAGUCAAACUCGUUGGACUCUGUCGUUGUCUUCUGGACGGCCAACACCGAACGUUAUUCGGAGAUCCUCCCUGGUGUCAAUGAUACGGCGGCAAACUUGCUCAAGGCUAUCGAGCAAAGCCACGAAGAAGUAUCGCCUUCGACGCUUUUCGCCGUCGCCAGCAUCCUCGAGGGUGCGCCCUUCAUUAACGGUGCACCCCAGAACACGUUUGUGCCCGGUUGUAUUCAAUUGGCAGAGGAGCACCAGUCGUUUAUCGGUGGUGACGACUUGAAGUCGGGUCAAACCAAAGUCAAGUCGGUCCUUGCCGAGUUUUUGGUCAACGCAGGUAUCAAGCCACUCAGCAUCGCAAGCUACAACCAUCUUGGUAACAAUGAUGGUCGCAACUUGAGUGCCGAGGCCCAGUUCAAGAGCAAGGAGAUUAGCAAGAGCUCUGUCGUCGACGACAUGGUUGGUGCCAACCAUUUGCUCUACAAGCCCAAGGGAGAGGGAGAGAAGAAGGGCGAGCAUCCAAACCAUCUUGUUGUCAUCAAGUAUAUGCCUGCCGUGGGCGACAGCAAGCGUGCAAUUGACGAAUACUAUUCCGAGAUUUGCAUGGGCGGUCGGAGCGUGAUCAACAUUUUCAACGAGUGCGAGGAUUCCUUGUUGGCCUCGCCGCUCAUCCUCGACCUGUCCAUCCUCGCCGAGCUCUUGACCCGCAUUUCGUACCGCUGUGUCGACGCCAAUGGCCAAGGAGGAGAGUUCAAGCCUUUGUACACUGUGCUCUCUUUGCUGUCCUACAUGCUCAAGGCACCACUUGUCAAGCCUGGCACAGACGUCGUGAACGCACUCGGCCGCCAACGCAAUGCUCUCGAGUUGUUCCUCAAGGCGUGCUUAGGACUCGAAGGCCAAGGGGACCUCUUGCUCGAGACGCGAGUCUGGUAA
Molecule: messenger RNA, 1638 nt
Organism: Serendipita indica DSM 11827
Lineage: Eukaryota; Fungi; Basidiomycota; Agaricomycetes; Sebacinales; Serendipitaceae
Source: the annotation of a GenBank genome assembly